GAUAGUGUGACAAGAAAGGUGGUUUUUUUUGGUGUUGAAUGCAAAUGAAAGUGAAAACAGAGUAAAGAAGAGAAGGGUGGUGCCGUGUCUCUGUUUUUGGCGCUUUCAUUCAUUCGUAACUCACACAAACACACAUCCAACCAAACCUUCGUUUUAGCAUUUCUCGUCUUCCUUCGAAACUCUGAAAUUGGGAUGUAAAAUAUUUUCCCUUUUCUCUGCUCUUUUUCAUCACCAUUCACUUCUUCUGAAAAAUAUGGGUUUGCUCAGCAGUUUCUUGGGGCUUUUUGGUUUUGUUGUUGGAAUACCUCUUGGCCUCUUGGUCGGUUUCUUUAUCUUUGUAUACUCCGAACCCAAACAUGUCAAGGAUCCUGUUGUUAGGCCAAUCAGUGAAUUGGGCCCAAGUGCUUUGCUGGAACUUCUACCCGAGAUUCCUCUGUGGGUGAAGACGCCAGAUUAUGAACGAGUUGAUUGGUUGAACAAGUUUUUGUUGGAUAUGUGGCCUUUCCUUGACACGGCUAUUUGUAAGAUUAUAAGAAGCACGGCAGAACCAAUAUUUGCUGAAUAUAUUGGCAAGUAUCAGAUCAAAGGGAUUGAGUUUGAUAAGUUAAGCCUUGGUACUCUUCCUCCUACUAUCUGUGGUAUGAAAGUUUUAGAAACAAAUGAAAAGGAAUUGGUCAUGGAACAAGUUAUCAAAUGGGCUGGCAAUCCAAACAUAGUGUUGAACUUGUAUGUGUCAUCGUUGAAGAUCACUGUUCAGUUGGUAGACUUACAAAUAUUUGCAUCACCACGGAUAACUUUAAGACCUUUGGUGCCUACAUUUCCAUGUUUUGCAAAUAUUGUGGUAUCUUUGAUGGAAAAGCCUCAUGUGGAUUUUGGGAUGAGAGUAUCAGGAGGGGACAUCAUGUCAAUACCUGGUCUCUAUAGAUUUGUACAGGAAACAAUAAAAAGACAAGUGGCAAACCUCUAUCUAUGGCCUCAAACCCUGGAAAUUCCUAUUCUUGAUGAAUCAACGGUUGCAAUAAAGAAGCCCGUGGGGAUAUUACAUGUGAAUGUGGUUCGUGCACAUAAGCUUUUAAAGAUGGAUUUUUUGGGAACUUCUGAUCCUUAUGUUAAACUAAGCCUGACUGGAGACAAAUUUCCAGCAAAGAAAACCACUAUCAAGAGAAAGAAUUUGAAUCCCGAGUGGAAUGAGAAGUUCAAGCUUGUUGUAAAGGACCCUCAAUCUCAAGUUCUCCAAUUACAAGUUUAUGACUGGGACAAGGUUGGUGCACAUGACAAGCUAGGAAUGCAGUUAGUCCCUCUCAAGCUGCUUAAGCCGUACGAGAAUAGAGAAUUCACACUUGAUUUACUCAAGGACUCUAAUCUCAAUGAAACUCCACACAAGAAGCCUAGAGGGAAAAUUGUGGUGGACUUGACUUUUGUUCCUUUCAAAGAAGAUAGUGGCAAGUUUGGUGGACCUUCGGACGGAUACAGCCGAAACGAAAGUGGAAUUGAUCUUGUAUCCGAUGAUGAGGUCCAAGAAGGAGCAGGUUUGCUUUCAGUAGUGAUACAAGAGGCAGAAGAGGUUGAGGGGGACCAUCACAACAACCCUUUUGCAGUGCUUACCUUUAGAGGUGAAAAGAAAAAGACAAAGAUGAUGAAGAAAACUCGUCACCCACGUUGGAAUGAAGAAUUCCAAUUCAUGCUAGAGGAGCCUCCUCUACAUGAGAAGAUACACAUUGAGGUUAUGAGCAAGAGAAAGCACUUUAGUUUUCUGUCAAAGGACUCACUGGGGCAUGUGGAGAUUAACCUAAGUGAUGUGGUGCACAAUAGUCGCAUUAAUGAUAAAUACCAUCUAAUAAAUUCAAGGAAUGGAGUGAUACAUGUUGAGAUAAGAUGGAAGGUGGUUUAAGAAACCAAACUAAUUUGUUAGAAGGUCUUUUCCAAUAGGUGGGUUUAAAUUCUAAACUGUUACGUGUUGAUUUUCAAAGUGUAUCUAAAUAGAAGAGGCAAUUUUAGGCAAACAACAUCAUUGAGAUCUCUAUAAGAAAUUGUCUUUUCGAGCAA
Molecule: messenger RNA, 2046 nt
Organism: Cajanus cajan (pigeon pea)
Lineage: Eukaryota; Viridiplantae; Streptophyta; Magnoliopsida; Fabales; Fabaceae
Gene: SYTC
Product: Calcium-dependent lipid-binding (CaLB domain) family protein
Cellular component (GO): endoplasmic reticulum
Molecular function (GO): lipid binding
Source: RefSeq, a predicted model, not a curated record